AUGACGCAACUGACCCAAAUGCUGCACGAAUGCAACCCCUACGUGCAAACAUUUCUGUGUAUGCGAGAAUGGGCUCAAUCUCCUCACAACAACACUCCAGCCGCGUACCAGAUGGUCAUCCAUGCCGACCGCAGGCCAGGUCAUGAGCACGUGCGCCAUUACAAUGGUCCCGAAGCCUCUGAAGUGGCUGCAUUGAUCCCUGGAAAUGAGGAUGGAGAGAUUGGGCGAAGAGAUAUCGUCGUGCGCAGGCGAGGGUCUCUUAACAGUAACGGGAACGAAGUGCUGGAUCCGAUUUCAGUCAGUCAUCGUGCAUACGAUCCAUUGAGUUACGUGCUUUUGUUCCCGAACGGUAGAGAUGGAUGGUAUCCAGAGCUUCGAUUCUCCAGUGUUCAAGACGGCAGACGUACUAAGAUUACUCCGAUGAUGUACUACGGAUGGCAUUUGUUCGAAAGAGCAAGCCAGUUCAGCACAAUCUUGCACGCAGCACGACUCUUUCAGCAAUAUUUGGUUGACCAGUUCUGCACAGUGGAGGCAGAAAGGCUUUCGUAUCUCCGCCACAACCAGACGCAGCUUCGAGCGGCGGACUACACAUCACUGUGCGAAAGACUAGUAGACUCCGGUCGUGCUGAAAAUGAAGCCGACGCCGUGCGUGCAGGACGACUGUUCAUUCUCCCUUCUACAUACAUUGGGGGUGACCGCUACAUGAGGCAGCAGAUGCACAACAUCAUUGCUAUAUCCAACCAGAUUGGCCACCCGGACAUCUUCCUCACCAUGACAUUCAUCCAAUUUCAGAAACGCGGUCUUCCCCACGCUCACGUCGUGGUCAAGCAUAUGAUCCAUAAUCCAUGUGGAGAACAAAAUCCAACAGCCGUGUGCAUGGGCGAGCGGUACUGCACGAAAGGGUUUCCAAAAUCGUUCAAACACGAAACCAGCCAGUCCGCCAGUGAGUACUACAUCACGUACCGCAGAAGGUCCCCCUCGGCUGGGGGUGUCUCCAUCGAGCGACCCUCCCGUAUUGGCCGACGACAGCAAUCCGUCGUGGUUGACAAUUCCUUGGUCAUUCCCCACAGUCCUCUGCUUCUACGAUCGUUCGGUUGCCAUUUGAAUGUGGAACUCUGCGUGUCACGUGUUGGCGGAAUCAAGUACCUCUUCAAGUAUGUGUGCAAGGGACAGGACCGAGUGACCAUGGAAAUCACUGCUGAGAAUGAAUGCCACGAAAAGAUCACCAACUUCCAAGAUGCAAGAUACGUUUCGGCAUCGGAGGCCGCAUGGCGAUUUUUCUCAUUUGACAUUGUCGAUCGCAAUCGUCCAGUGGUCAGACUUGCAGUGCAUCUGCCCGACCACCAUACGGUUUACAUUGAGGAAGGACGAGAGCAGGAGGUGGCGCUACGACCAGCAUCAGGUACGAAGCUGACCGAGUGGUUUAAAGCCAACGAAAAAUACCCAAGUGCGAGGCAUAUUCAGUACCACAUGUUUCCAAGGUACUUUACCUGGAAGAAAUGCAGCAAGUCAUGGAGCGCCAACGUAGUCGGUCGAAUCUACACUGUCAGUCCGAGGGAGGGUGAGUGCUACUUCAUUCGCCUCCUCCUUACACAAGUGCCAGGGGUAAUAUUCUUCGAAACCUUGCGAAAUAUCGACGGCGACCAAUUCAUUCCGCUCAAGCUUCGUUCCUCUUUCUCAUCUGUCUGCUACGAUUCUCGCACACUGCCAGCCUUCGGAUCUUCUCUCGCUGUAGAACGAACACUUGGACAUCAGUGGGAACAGCGACUACAGACGUCUUUGCCGAUGUGGAACACAAAUCAGCGCCAUGCCUUUGACGAAAUCGUAGGCUCCAUGCUUCCAGGCGUAUCCGUUUCUGCAUUGCUUCAAGGAUACUCAAGCGCCGUUGCGGGACCUUCUAUGCCAACACGAAGUGGUCGUCUCUUCUUUCUCGAUGCUCCUGGCGGAACAGACAAAACAUUCGUGCUCAGCGCCAUCCAAGACUUCCUUCGUUCGCGCCGUAGGCAAGUCAUCGCUGUCGCUACGUCUGCUGUUGCUGCAGUGUUACUCGACGGUGGACGCACCGCUCAUUCCGUGUUCAAGAUUCCCAUUCCUGUAUCUGCCGAAAGCACUUGCAGCUUCUCCACAAACUCCGACACAGGCCGUACAUUGCAACAAGUCGAUCUCAUCAUAUGGGACGACACCGUCAUGUGUCAUGGACACUGCAUUAAGACUGUCGAUCGCUCCCUUCGCGACUUGAUGAAAACCGAUCAACCCUUCGGAGGAAAGUUCCUCGUGCUCGCUAAGGACUUUAGACAAAUCCUUCCUGUCGUUCCCGGUGGGUCCAGGGGUCAAAUCGUGAGCGCGUGCGUCAAGGCUUCCCCGCUAUAUCGAGAGUGCUGA
This is a messenger RNA of Chondrus crispus (carragheen), 2382 nucleotides long. Its product is annotated as ATP dependant DNA helicase. Lineage: Eukaryota; Rhodophyta; Florideophyceae; Gigartinales; Gigartinaceae. The transcript is spliced from 6 exons. The record is from RefSeq and is a predicted model, not a curated record. Bases 1 to 2382 code for a protein of 793 amino acids. Gene Ontology annotation, biological process: DNA repair; telomere maintenance. Gene Ontology annotation, molecular function: DNA helicase activity.